GUUUGCUUCUGGUUUCACCGACCAGCCUUACCUCCCACGCCCGUUUCCGGAUUUCGGGAGGCGGCGACUCCCGGCUCUUUCUCGGGGAGAGGGGAGGAAGCCUCUCCGGGGGAACAUGGCGCACCAGCUCAGAGACUGCAAGGCCUGGCAGGAUGCGGGACUUGUUCUUUCAACCACAAGUAAUGAGGCCUGUAAAAUGUAUGAUGCUGCCCUGACUCAGUAUGUGACCUGGAAAAAUGAUAAUAGUUUAGGGGGCCUUGAAGGAACUUUCUCAAAACUACAGGCAGCUGACCCUAAUUUUUUAAUGGGUCAUGUGAUCGCUAAUGGUUUGGUUCUGAUUGGUACUGGGAGUUCACCUCGACUUGACAGAAAACUAGAUGGUGCAAUAAAGAAAAUGCUGGCACUGUCACAGUCUCAGCCAUUGACUGAACGAGAGAAAUUACACGUCUCUGCAUUGGAGCUGUUUGCUAAUGGGCAGCUCCCAAAAGCUUGUGAUACCUGGGAUCAAAUACUACAGAACCACCCAACUGACCUCUUAGCCCUCAAAUUUGCACAUGACACUUAUUUCUACUUGGGACAUCAAACCCAGAUGAGAGACUCCAUUGCUCGAGUCUAUCCUUAUUGGACACCAGACAUUCCUCUUAGUAGCUACUUAAAAGGCAUGUACUCCUUUGGACUGAUGGAAACCAAUUUCUUUGAUCGUGCUGAGAAGCUUGCCUAUGAGGCUUUAGCUAUCAACCAAACAGAUGCAUGGUCUGUCCACACCAUAGCUCAUGUGAACGAAAUGAAGGCAGAUCUGAAGAGUGGGCUGUCGUUUAUGAAGCAAACUGAAAACAACUGGAAGGAUAGUGACAUGCUUGCUUGCCACAACUACUGGCACUGGGCUUUGUAUUUUAUUGAAAAGGGUGACUACGAGGCUGCUUUGACAAUUUAUGACACUCAUAUUGCUCCCAGGUGCCAGUUGAGUGGAUCUAUGCUGGAUGUUGUGGACAAUUGCUCCAUGCUGUAUCGGCUUCAGUUAGAAGGCCUGAAGGUUGGUGACAGGUGGAAAGCAGUAAACCAGCUGACAAGAAAACAUGCCAAAGAUCACAUCCUGGUUUUCAAUGAUGCUCAUAUUCUGAUGUCUUCAUUGGGGGCCCAGGACCACAAAACUACUGAUGAACUCUUAACAACUCUCCAUGAAGUCACCCAGGAACCUGAUGAAGACCAUGAGCUAAACUUAGUUCCAAAAUUAGGGCUGCCUCUUUUGAAAGCAUUCAUAGAGUUUGAUCAUGGCAAUUAUGACAAGGCAGUGGAAUUACUGUAUCCCAUUCGCUACCAAAUUGUUGAAAUAGGAGGGAGCAAUGCUCAGAGAGAUAUUUUUGCCCAGUUCCUGAUUCAUGCUGCUUUGAAAUGUAAAUCUAAAGCUAACCAAAAACUUGCUAGGUGCCUCCUUCUAGAACGUGAUGAACUGAGACCAAAUUCACCAUUGACUGAGCGACUGUUGCGGAAGACCACAGCCCUUCAUGCUCUGGGAUAAACCUUAGAAAAAAGCCUUGUUGUUCAACAAGUUAGUCAUCAGCUUUACUAAUCAACAGUUUCUUAUUGUGACAAGAAGCAAACCACAUUGAAGAGACACUAUGUAGCAUUUUUUCCACUUCCGCUUUUUAGAAUACCUCUUAAUUUUGCACCUCUUUGAUAAAAUUGCUUUAACUGUCCAAAGUAAAAUGUUCCCAUAUAUAUUUAGGGAGGCAAAGGGGAGUGGGGCAUGAGAAGAUAGCUAGAGGAAGAUUGUUUUGUAAGGUUAUUGCUGUUUCUAGAAUUGCAUGGGAUAAAGUUGUAUAGUGUAACUGGGAAACUAAUGCACCAAUACUGUAAAAACUGUAUUGCCAAUGUGCCUUGGCAGCCUCAGAAACUAUUGUCAUGAUGCAAUUAAUAGUUUGGGGACUACAGGUUGCAUACACAAAUAUGCAAUACAAAUUUGUCCACACAGUGCCUCCAAAAGUGCCUUGGGUAUGCUUGUGAAUAUAUCUUGUUGGCAACCUUGGAGUUUUCUUUCAUUUCAGGGGAAUUAUGGCAAUAGUUGCUCAGUGUUAUUUCCCUGCUCUCUUAUCAUUUGUAAACUGGAAGAUGUUAUCAUAUAGCUGACCAAUUCACAAUGUUCUCUUCUUACAUUUUUUAAAUUAAUGCCUGUAGUUUCCAACAAUAUUUUUAUGACUAGGAAUUGCUGCCAUGUAGUAAAAAUUGUGUUGUAUUUCACAAAGCAUUCAAUACCCAGAAUUGUAGUGUUUAUUAAUCAUGCUUUUGGGGGAAGAGGGGUACUGGAGUAAUUAUGCAAACUAUAAUUUCGUCUUUUGUUUAUACAUAGAAAUUGUUUCCCAUUGACCACAAACAUCCCCAUGUUUCCUUUUGAAUAACAUUACCUGUGCCCAUCUUACCAUAUGUUUUGGAUGAUGAACAUUUUAUGUAAUUCAUUCAUGAACUGGAAAUUGGUCACUAUAAUUGCUGCUUCCCAGGGUAGAAAUGGAACCAUUCCUUUAACAAAAUUUAAAUUUGGAUGUACAGUUCAGCAGCUCUCAUUCAGAGCAGAAGAUAAAAUUUGAUGAGAAUACAAAUAUGAUCUUCCUGUGGUUCUUUCUCUCGCACUUUCUUUGCUGCUUCCUAAAUUAGGUUUGUGGGAUGAGAACUGCCAUGUGCUGCCUUCCUCUGACACAUGGAUAGCAUGAGAAUAUCCAGAUGAUGUGGCAGCGGCAUUUUGCAAGUGCUCAUCUGAAGAGGCCCAGAAUACUUUUUUUUAUUAACACAACACCAUACAAAAAAUAAUCCUUUUUGGGCACUGAAAAAUAAUACAAUAGAAAAGCCAUGGGUUUUUUUUCUUAAAAAGCAAGCAACUAGCAAAGACAAUCUUUUUUUCUAAAAAAGAAGUGAUAAAAUCAGCAGCAUCUUUUUUGAAUGUGGUAAUAAAGACAAAGUCCACGUUCUAGACUUUAAGGGACGUGGGUAGCGCUGUGGGUUAAACUACAGGCUUGCCGAUCAGAAGGUCAGCGGUUCGAAUCCCUGUGACGGGGUGAGCUCCCGUUUCUUGGUCCCAGCUCCUGCCAACCUAGCAAUUUGAAAGCACAUCAAAGUGAGAUGAGCAAGAUGCCAGUAGACAUAAUAUCUGACUUCUCAGACUUUCAAGAGGAAUUCCUGAAAUUGCUAUGGGAUCUAAGAAGCAAAGUACAUCAGAAUACAAUACAGAUCAGAAAAAUAAACCAGAAGCGUGUGGAAAUUGAAAAAGGACUAAUUUCAUCAGCGAGUGUAGAGAAGAUGAACAUUCAUCAGCCCUGGACAAUGCAAUUGAACCUAAAGAAGAGGAAGGGGCAUGGAAUAUUGUGCCCCCAGUGAGAGGGGGAGAACAAGACCCAUGCUUGACUCAAAGGGUUUUUAAAGAAGAACCAGCAUGGAAUAAUGCCCUCCCAGUGAGAGAGGGAGAGCAGGAUCCAUACUGGGGUCAGAAUCUAAGGGGAAUUAAAAUUGUGAAAGAACUGAAAAAUGAAAAUAUAGAUGGAUGGUAUCAUGUAACAGUUAGAGAACUGGGGAGACAGCAGGGGAUGAAGAAGGAAGUGUGGCGGAUAGGCUGUGACAGAGUGGGAGUGGGGUGGGGAGUAAUAAUGGAUGUUAUUUUAUGAUUAAGAUGGUCCGAAACUGGAAUGACCUAUGGAACUGGCUGAAUCGUCUGGGAGAACUCAAGUCCAGGGGAGGGGGGGAUGAAUUAGAUUUAAGUGUUUAAAUGUUAUUAGGAUAGAUGUAAUAUCUGAAUUUAUGGAAACAUUUUGGGAAUAAAUUUUAGGCUAAGGGGGGAAAUAGAAGAUAGAUGGUAGGGGGGAAAAUUCGAUUUGGAUUGAUGACAUAUAGGUCAAGGAUAGUUGAUGUUUUUAGAAUAGGAAUAGUUGAGAGAUAUUGAAAAAAUUUGCUUAAGUUGGAUUUCCCCCAGUGAGGGGGGAAUUGAGGAAGUCUACAAUGUUAAGUAAAAAUGAAAGAUUUGUUGUGAUAUUUUCUUCUUCUUUUUUUUGUCUUUUUGUGAUUUUUUUAUUUUGUAUUGUUUGAAAAUGAAUAAAAAUUACUGGGGGGCGAGGAGAAAGUAGAGUCACCUGUAUUGGUUGUCCAUAAAGCCAGCUUACACCCUGCAUUCCAAUUUUUCUCAUUUGUUCUCUCUCUUUCUGAAGUCCAUUUCCUGUCAUCUAAGAAAAGUGGAUGAAGUACAAAAAGUAUCAAUGGUGAGAUUGAAGGAGCCAAUUUAGGAGCCCACUAAAUGGUAGAUUUAGUACUCUAUAUAUUAUUAUCAGACUCCAUUUGGCACCGUGUUUGACUAAAGCUUAUUCAUGUAGCAUUGGUUCUGGCCAACCUAAAUCUUAAGAUCCUCACCUUUUUUAAAAGUAGAGAAAGAGUGGAAUGGAAAUUCAAAAUAGGACUACAGUGGUACCUCGGGUUACAGACUCCGCUAACCCAGAAAUAGUACCUUGGGUUAAGAACUUUGCUUCAGGAUGAGAAUAGAAAUCGUGCUCCGGCGGCACGGCAGCAGCAGGAGGCCCCAUUAGCUAAAGUGGUGCUUCAGGUUAAGAACAGUUUCAGGUUAAGAACGGACCUCCGGAACGAAUUAAGUUCUUAACCAGAGGUACCACUGUAUUAGAUUUAUAUGCUACAGGCCUUUCUGAAUCUACUUUUCAGUGAGGAAAACCUUCAUGCUCUGGAUUGCCACUGGGUGUCAUUUGAAUUGCUUUUCUACAUUCUGUACUAACUCCUGGAUUGAAGUCCUUCUGGCAUGCAGGGGCAUAGGAAGCGGGGUGGGGGGCAGACCACUCCAGGUGCCCUCACUGGCAGCAUUCCCCCCUUCCCCCUUUGUUUUGACAGUUUGGGGGAGGCUUGGGAGUUGCGGGCAGGUGGCACGCCGAAUGUCCACCAUGAGCGGCUUGCUCUGCCCCCAGGUGCAGGGCAGCACGGGUAUAUGUUCCGCCACUGCUGGCAUGCUGAUUAUAUCCAUGAUGGGUGGCAUGAAUACCUAUGUGUGUGUGUUGAAGUAAUGCUGUAAAGAGUGGAAAAAGAAUUAUUCCAAAAACAUCCACUGUUAAGCUGAUAAUUUGAUUUCUCGUGAAUUGUUCUUAAAACACUGAAAAUGUAGUGUACAAUUAAACUUGAUGUGGAGCCUGUCACUGGUGUAAUCAAGCCAACAUGAAGCAUUUUAAGUACAAAUUAAUUUCAAAACAAGAGAGUUAGAUCAGUCUCAGUUUUAAAAAGAAGAACAUUUUAAUGUUUUCUCUGAGCUUUGGGUCAUUAUAUACAGCCUGGUAUAAAACUCCCCCUCCCAACCCCUCUCUUCUUAAAGCCAACAGCAACAAAACCGCCACUGUAUUUGAAGGGAAAUUUCCCUUUUUGGGUUUCUGUGUCUCUGGAAAGAAUUUUCAAGGAAGGCAGACACCAGUUCCCAGCUAUAUGCUUCCUGAUAAGGAAGUAGCUCCGGUAAAGGCAGCUAUAAAUAACUCUGUGUGUGUGUGUGUGUGUGAGAGAGAGAGAGAGAGAGAGAGAGAGAGAAUUUUGAAAAUGAAGGGAGAUUUAUUUACUGAUGUUCAUCUAAAGAGAGAUUGGCUUCGGAUUAGAAGCAUAGGUUUUCCUUUUACCCCAGUUCUUGUUGUAGAGCUGUUUACUCUGUUGUUUAUCCUGCUAAGUCGAUAAAAUGAAUACCGUAACACGGAAUCUGAUGUGCUAGACUGUUUUUGUUCGUUACAGUGCAAGUUCCAGCAUAAUCUCCAUAUUUCUUUUCUCCUCACUGCACCCUUUUUAAAGGAAACAUGCAGCCUGAAGUAGAGUUCUGGUAAAAUUGCUCACUCCUUUUUUCUUUUUGGUUGGUCCUAAGAAAGGCAUCGUUUUACUAUCUUUGUAUGGACUUCUUGACAGGUUUUCCUCUACAAUCCUUUUUGAGAGAACCCUUUUUGUUUUGUCCACCCUGCUCCCCCAAACCUGUGCAGAGGGCUUUCCCCACCGUGCUUCUUCAUUUCCACAGAUCAUGCACAAUUAAUACAGUAUUAAUUAAUUAUGGGGAGAGGUUGUUGCUGGCACAAGACGCGAGACUUUCCUGCUUAUGAAGUAAAUGCUUUGAUGCUGAGCUUUAAAGACCAUUUCCGUCAGCUCCAGCCAGCAGAGCAGUGGAAUGAUAUUUCGAGCAGCCUCUCCUUACCAAGUUAAGAAAGUAAGAACCACUCUGUCCUGAAGAGAAUUUUCAAAGCACAACAGAACAAAAGGAUUGGAGAAUAGAAGAACUGCUGAGGUCUUCAGAGGAGAGAUGGGGAGCUGGUGGCUGUCUAGAGGCUGCUGGACUAAAGCUUCUGUCAUCCCUGACGUUUUGCCAGUACUGGUUGGGGAUGAAGUGAGAAAGGGUUCAACAGCACCUGCUGCAGCACCACAGGUGCCCCACACCUGAUACAAGAGCAGGGGUCAGCAAACGUUUUCAGCAGGGGGCCAGUCCACUGUCCCUCAGACCUUGUGGGGGGCCGGACUAUAUUUUGAAAAAAAUAUAUAAAUGAAUUCCUAUGCCCCACAACUAACCCAGAGAUGCAUUUUAAAUAGAAGGGCACAUUCUACUCAUGUAAAAACACACUGAUUCCCAGACUGUCCACGGGCCAGAUGUAGAAGGAGAUUGGGCUGGAUCCGGCCCCCGGGCCUUGGUUUGCCUACCCAUGUACAAGAGUCUUUUAAAAAAAAUUAAAUCAGAUUUUUUAAAAAAUAAAAUGCUUUUUGAGGAAAAUGUAUUACCAUUCAAAGGUUAUUCCAUCAUGAAAUAAAGAUUAGUUUUUAAAUUAUGUAGAAUAAGGCUGUAUAUGUUUAAUUUUUUUGGUAAAUGAAUUCCAUUAAUCUAUUCACAAUGUCAUGCUCUUCCAGAGGUUUUUGUAAGAUUAUUGGGCAGUUUCUCUGCCUACAAGAUAUUAUCACAGAUGCUUGGUUUACUUUUGCAGUUCUCAAAACUGAAUUUGACUCAGCAAAGAUCAUAUGCCUCUUCUUCACACCAAAAAUGUUAUAACAUGAACAGAGUUGAGAAAAAGACCCUAAUCCUAUUGUUCUACAAACCUAUGAAUACAGAAUCAACCCCUUCAGUGCUAAGUUUCAAGAAGUUCAGUGAAUAGAAUAGAAACAAUAUUUUUCUGAUUGUUUGGAGUGGAAAAGAUCUGCACAAGAAGAAAGUGAAACGAAGUGUGAGGAGGAAGAGGCAAGCAGACAAGCAGUACAAAAUGAAAGUGAAACUUUCUGAGCACAAUACUGUACUGCACAACCACAGACAGACAAGUCUUUGAAUCUUUUUGUGUGUAUGCCCUGAGGUUUAUCACAUUCUUUCCUUAGAGGAAAAAAAACCUAUAAUGGCAGCAGGCCGUAAAAGAGACCCAGUUUGGCAAUAUUUUAAUGAAGUUCCUUUACCUAUCGGUAAGGCAGGCAUGCGUGCAAAAUGCAAACACUGCAACAAAGAAAUGCAAGGCCUGGGGGCCCGAAUGAGGCAACAUCAUGAGAAGUGCUGUGAUGAAGAUGACCAAAGAAACACAUUUGAACAGGCAGGAUCUUCAGGUUGGUAAACAUUAUUAUUGAAUCAUAUUUCUAAAGACUGCCUUGAAGUGUCAUGUUUGAGCAAAAUUAUAUUUCUUAUUAUUACUGCAUGUUACUGUCAUUUGGAGAAAAUAUGAAGAAAAGCAAAUAUUCCUUUUGGGGCAGUGCUGUGUACAAUAAGCAGAAAUUGUAUAAACAAUAAAAUAACAGCGCUGACUUUUUUGUUUAGAGGAAUUCAUGGAUUCUGGAAACUGUCCACCUUCAAGAAGAUCACCAUCCUCCUGUUCUACAGUUUCAGAGUUAUCCAUCCAGGAUAGUGCUUCAUGAGCAUCAUCAUCAUCAAACACCCACAGCCACAUAUCACUAUCACCUAAAAGAAAGAAAGAAAAACCUUCCCUCCUGGAACUACCAUAGAUAAACUAGCAGAUUAAAAAAGAGUUAAUUGAUGAAAAAAUUGCCCAGUUUGUUUAUGCAAUGAACUCUUCUUUCAAUCUGACUGAGAACCCACAUUUCAUUAAUAUGGUUCAGUCACUGAGACCAGGAUACAGUCCACCUAGCAGAGCAGAUGUUUCAGGGAAACUGCUGGAAAAAGUGUAUGACAGAGAAAUGGAGUAAUAUGCAACAGCUCUGAAGGGUAGAAUAGAGUAAUGUCCACAAUGAACCUGUUGUAUGUGCUUGUAUAACAACAGAAGAAGGGAAAGUCUUCCUUCCACAAACAAUUGAUACGUCAGGAAAUGCACACACAGCAGAAUACUUGCAAGAAGUGGCAGUAAAAGCUAUAACAUGUGAACAAAAAUUCAAAUGUAUCCAAGAUGAGAAGAUGCAAAUGUAUCCAAGAUGAGAAGAAAUUUAGAAGAGUGGGAAGGGAAUAAGCUAAUAACAUAUGGUUGCAGUGCUCACACCUCUUAGCCAAAGAUUAAGUGUUCCAGAAAUAAAGACGAAUGUUGUCGCUAAAUACUUCCGUAACAAUCAUUUUGCUGCAGCAGCUCUGAAAAGGAUGGAUGGAACCAAGCUAACGCUCCCACAAGAUGUUAGAUGGAACUUUGUGGUGGACUGUUUUGAGCAAUAUAUCUAGAAGUGACCUAUUCUGAUGACAGUUUGUGAACAAAAUUGAGAUAAAAUAGAUGGCACUGUCACGGCCAAAAUCCUCAACAUUGGUCUUAAGAGAAUGUUGAACAUAUGCUGAGCAUCCUGAAACCCAUCUCUGAAGCUUUAAACAAAAUACAGAAAAAUAGCUGUUUUAUUGCUGAUGCUGUUGAAAUUUGGAAGGAACUGAGUGAACACUUAAAAACAGAACUACACAUGGACAGAAUUAAAUUACAAGCAUUAAAAAAACGAAUGGGACAAGUACUGUCUCCAGCUCAUUUUUUGGCAAAUAUUGUCAAUAUCCAGUACCAGGGUCAAAACUUAAGUGCUGAGGAAGAGGAGUUAGCUAUGACAUGGGUAUCCAGCAAUCAUCCAUCUGUAAUGCCAACUAUAAUAAACUUCAAAGCUAAGGGGGAACCAUUCAAGAAAUAUAUGUUUGCUGAAGAUAUUUUAAAGAAAGUCACACCAGUGAACUGGUGGAAGUCACUUAAGCACUUGGAUUUAGAGACAGUUCAAGUAAUGAUUUCACUUUUAACAGCAGUAGCUUCUUUUGCAGGCGUUGAAAGAAUAUUCUCUUCCUUUGGACUCAUUCAUUCUAAAUUGAGAAAUCGUUUGGGACCCGAUAAAGCAGGAAAGCUUGUUUUUCUUUUCCAGAUUAUGAACAGAGAAGAAGAUGAAGAUGAUGAGUGAGCUACAGAGGACAGUUUAAGUUUUUCAUGUGUAGGCUGGGCUGACAGUCUAAGUUUCUUAAAAUAUAUAUAUUUUGUUUAGCCAAAUUAAUUAACAAACAUGGAUGUUUGUUUAAGCAAAUAACAUAUGCUGUAAUGUUAUUGUUUCAGUUGAAUAAGUCUAUUAAAAUUGUUAUUAUUAAGGUAAUGAUUAUUUCCCUCCUUCCUAAGUACAACAGAAAAGUUGUCCAAAUAUGAAUGAUUAACCUAUUAAACUGGGGAUAAAAAAAACUAUUAUGAAAAGUUGUUAUUCUAAAAAUCUUCAUCUACUUGCAUAUUAAAGUUAUACCAGCAAGAAUUAGUCUUUAUGUAGAAAACUAUGAUUUAAAUCAAGCCUUACUGACUAGUGAUUUAAAUUGUGAUUUAAAUCAGUUUGAUUUAAAUUGUGAUUUAAAUCAGUUUGAUUUAAAUCAAAUCCACCCUGGUUUCUGAUGAUGGUAAAUGAAUUUCUUGAUUUGCAAGAAUACCAAGCUUAUUCUCUCUCUUUCAUUUCCUCGAAGCCAACUACCCCUUUCAGUAUUUGCACUUUUUGCUGGUUUUCACUUCCCUCUAAUGACUUGGCAGAGACAUCUUUUCAAAAUUUCCCACUCACGCCGUUACUUCUUGUUCCCUCUUUUUUCCUGCGUAAGGCACUGGAGUUAUCAUCCAGCUUCUUUAAAAACAUCUUUGUGACCUUUUUGUGGUUUGGGCUCAGGCUUUUCAUUUUAUUUCUCACUGACUCUACUAUGGUAAUUAUGAUUCCAUUUCAUGAGAAGGCAAUCCAAGCCAUAUAUAUGCUGUACUAUCAUACAUGUGCAGGAUAUCCCAGAUUGCAGCAUUGCAGGCAGAAUUCAGAGUCCUAAGGGUCUCUGCUUUAAUUUUACUUAAAGCAAGUUUAAAGCCUUCAUGGAUACAAAUAUAUGCUUAAAAGAAGCCUGGUAUCAAUCCAAUAUUCAUUGUAAUGCAUGAGUACGAUAUGCUGAAAAUCAGGUCUGGUGUGUACAUUUUGAAAGAAAGAAAGCCUGCAAGAUUAUUAAAAGAGUUACUUUUUGGUUUUCCAUAGUUGGCGAGAAUAGGGACAGGGUGUUCAGAAGCAUCUUAGAAGGAGACAAAGGGAGUGCAUAUUAGCAAGAGUGCUCUGUAAGAAAGAAGAAGUCCCCACGGUUGUGAGAGUGGGUGGAAGGAGAUAGGGAACUGGAAGGAGAAAACCAUGGUUCAGUCAAAGCAAAGAUGUGCCAGGAGUGUGAGGCAAUGAGAUCAUGAAAGGGGAGAAGAUUUUUUGAUCAACAGAAUACCAUAUUUCACCACCACACACUGUUUUUUCAGUCCAAAUAAUUGGUUCAUUAAUAAUAAUAAUAAUAAUAAUAAUAAUAAUAAUAAUAAUAAUAUCUUAUUUAUACCCCACCCUCCCCAGUAAAAACCAGGCUCAGGGUGGGUGACAACAGUAAAAUUACAAUAAGACGUGAAAGAAAGAAAAACAAUUAAUUAAAAUACAGGUUAAAAUACAAUUUAAAUUUUAAAAUUUAAAAUGCAGCCUCAUUUUAAAAUGGCCCAGAUCAAAACCAUAAGGGAGGAAAACAUAGAGGUCAGACUGUGUCCAGCCCAAAGGCCCUGCAGAAAGAUGUCAAAUUCUUCAGGGCCCUGGUCUCCUGUGAGAGAGCGUUCCACCAAGUUGGGGCCAGUACUGAAAAGGCCCUGGCCCUAGUUGAGACCAGUCUGGUCACCAUAUGGCUUGGGAUCUCAAAAAUGUUGUUAUUUGUGGACCUUAAGGUCCUCCGCGGGGAAUACCAGGAGAGGCGGUCCCAUAGGUAUGAGGGUCCUAGGCCACAUAGGGCUUUAAAGGUCAAAACCAGCACCUUAAAUCUGAUCCUGUACUCCACUGGGAGCCAGUGCAGCUGGUAAAGCACUGGAUGAAUGUGAUCCCGCGGCCGGGACCCCAUAAGGAGCCUCGCUGCGGCAUCCUGCACCCGCUGGAGUUUCUGGGUCAGCUUCAAGGGCAGCUCUCCGUAAAGCGAGUUACAAUAAUCAAGCCUGGAGGUAACCUUUCAUUGUACAAUUGUUGCAUGAUAUCAUUGUGUUCCCCCCCCCCCCCGCCACUUAAACAGAGCAACAAUGUGGCAUUGUGGCAAUUGUGGCUAUGCAUUUCUCUCGCGCACAUUGUGAGCUGUGAGCUUAGAAAGACAGUUUUCAGGGAGUGAAAAGUUGGUACGAGACUGGCAGAAAUGAAAAGACAAGCUAAAAACAAACAUUUCUAGACACGUGUUUAGAGGUCCUAAAACUGGUGUUUCCACAAAUCGAUGAAGUGUUUGUGUAUGUGAAUGAAAUGUGUAACAAUGGCUGCAGUGUAUUGUAUGAAAUGUUGCAAAUGAAGGCAGAAGAAAUGGAUAGAAACUAUGAAAAUUUGCAGUUUUAUGGGGUUUCCUUGAGUUAUCCUGUAUGUUUUGCACACCGCCCCCUUCAGAAUUUUCAUAGUAUAUAUAUUAUUUAUAUAUAUAUUUAUAUAUAUAUAAACCUAUAGCUUAUGAAUAAUUUCCUUAUCUUUGAAUCAUUUACUGAAUGCUGGGAGAGACACUUGUUUUCUGACUUGAAAUGGGAAAAUUGCAACUUACUGUAAGUCUGGCAGUAGAUCUGGUUAUAUGGCUUGUGCUAAGGUGCUUCAUAAAAUAUUUUCUGUUAUUCAUUCAGGGUAGGCUCUCACCCACUUAGUGAUUCACAAGAGGUCUGUGAGAAUAGUUUUUAUAGGUUUGCUCCCCUCUUUUAGCUCCCCUUUCAAAAGAAUCCCAUUUUUAAAAUAAAGUUCCUCAAUGUGAAAGUUUAUUUAAAAUAAAGCCACACUGCAUAGUACUUUACAAACACACACACACACACACA
Zootoca vivipara (common lizard) is the source of this 12212-nucleotide messenger RNA. It is a transcript of the gene TTC38, whose product is annotated as tetratricopeptide repeat domain 38. Gene Ontology annotation, molecular function: protein binding. The record is from RefSeq and is a predicted model, not a curated record. NCBI's taxonomy places the organism in Eukaryota, Metazoa, Chordata, Lepidosauria, Squamata, Lacertidae.